Molecule: messenger RNA, 387 nt
Organism: Odobenus rosmarus divergens (Pacific walrus)
Lineage: Eukaryota; Metazoa; Chordata; Mammalia; Carnivora; Odobenidae
Product: small nuclear ribonucleoprotein E-like
Exons: 2
Coding region: 1-387 (128 amino acids)
Source: RefSeq, a predicted model, not a curated record
AUGGCUGUAAAGCCCCCCCACCCCCACCCGCGGCAGUCCCCAGAUGAAGGACGUUUCAAGGCUCGUGAGAUAGGCCCAGAGCAGAUCCAGAUUUGCGCGUGGUCUUUGUCGGCUUCCACCGUGGCGUACCGUGGCCAGGGCCAAAAAGUGCAGAAGGUGAUCAAUCUCAUCUUCAGAUACUUGCAAAAUAGAUCUCGAAUUCAGGUGUGGCUUUAUGAGCAAGUGAACUUGCGAAUAGAGGGCUGUAUCAUUGGUUUUGAUGAGUACAUGAACCUCGUAUUAGAUGAUGCCGAAGAGAUUCAUUCUAAAACAAAGUCAAGAAAACAACUGGGUCGGAUCAUGCUAAAAGGAAAUAAUAUUACCCUGUUCCAGAGUGUCUCCAACUAG